This is a messenger RNA of Phacochoerus africanus (Common warthog), 1938 nucleotides long. RefSeq names its product lysine-specific demethylase 4D-like. Gene Ontology annotation, molecular function: histone H3K9 demethylase activity. The coding region runs from base 1 to 1938 and encodes 645 amino acids. The transcript has a single exon. The record is from RefSeq and is a predicted model, not a curated record. Lineage: Eukaryota; Metazoa; Chordata; Mammalia; Artiodactyla; Suidae. Gene Ontology annotation, biological process: chromatin remodeling. Gene Ontology annotation, cellular component: nucleus.
AUGACGUCCAAGCUCUGUGGGGUCCAGAACCCAGGCUGUGCCAUUAUGACCUUCUACCCAACCCUGGAAGAAUUUGAAGACUUCAACCAAUAUAUCGCUUACAUGGAAUCGCAAGGGGCACACCGCGCUGGCCUGGCCAAGGUAAUUCCCCCCAAAGGAUGGAAAGCCAGACAGACUUAUGAGGGUAUCAGUGACAUCUUAAUAGCUGCCCCUCUCCAGCAGGUAGCCUUUGGGGAGGCAGGUGUGUUUACUCAGUACCACAGAAAGAAAAGAGCCAUGACCGUGAGCCAGUAUCACCACCUAGCACAUACUGUAAAAUAUCAAGCUCCACCACACUUGGAUUUUGAGGACCUGGAGCAAAAAUACUGGAAAACGCGCCUGCGCGGUUCCCCCAUCUACGGCGCCGAUGUCAGUGGCUCCUUGUUCGAUGAGAACACGAGGCAGUGGAACCUGGGCCACCUGGGCACCAUCCAGGACCUGCUGGAGCAGGAGUGCGGAGUGGCCAUCGACGGCGUCAACAGCCCGUACCUGUACUUCGGCAUGUGGAAGACCGCCUUCGCCUGGCACACGGAGGACAUGGACCUUUACAGCCUCAACUUCCUGCACUUCGGGGAGCCCAAGACGUGGUACGCGGUGCCCCCUGCGCACGGCCGGCGCCUGGAACGCCUGGCCAGGGAGCUGUUCCCUGGCCCCGCGCGGGGCUGCGAGGCCUUCCUGAGACACAAGGUGGCGCUCAUCUCGCCCACGGUCCUCAAGGCCCAGGGCAUCCCCUUUGGCCGCGCCACUCAGGAGGCGGGCGAGUUCAUGGUGACGUUUCCCUAUGGCUACCACUCGGGCUUCAACCACGGCUUCAACUGCGCCGAAGCCAUCAACUUCGCCACCCCGCGCUGGGUCGAUUAUGGCAAAGUGGCGUCGCAGUGCAGCUGCGGGGAGGCGCGGGUGGUGUUCUCCAUGGACGCGUUCGUGCGCAUCCUGCAACCCGAGCGCUAUGAGCUGUGGAAACGGGGACAGGAUCGGGUGGCGCUGGAACACACGGAGCACCUGUCCUCGCCUGGCAGCCUGGAGUUGAGUGCCUGGAGGGAGGUCCGCGGGGCUGCGGGGGCUGAACUUGGCCUGGGGCACAGCCCACCCCACACUGCCCGGGGUCGGCUCCGGGUGGCAGGCCGUGGGGUCCGCCGCCGAAACUCUGUGUGUUCGGUGUCUCGGUGCCCCUCGCCUACCUGGGGUUCUUCCUCCGCUGCCCAGUUCCAGGUUGCAGCUCUCUGCAGCUCCCAUGGGCCAGGACCCACCCCGCCGCUGUCACCAGGCUCCUCUGCUCUGGGUCUCCAAUCAACUGGCAGACGUGGUCCUGUUCGACGUCGUCGGUCUCGACCCCAUCGUCGUCCUCGGGUACAGGAGACUUUGGAGCCAACAGUCCAGGCUCCAGCUAAGAGGCUCCUCUCAGUAGGUACAGUGGGCACAGCUGCAGACUUGGAAGCUCAGCUCCUUUUGGCCAAGGAAUCCUUGAUAGACAGCCCUGCCCCUCAGAGCCCUGGGCUCCAGCAUCCUAAGGCUCCGGGAUGCUGCUGUGCUUCUGACCUUCAACCACUGGGGCCUCCAUUGGACCCUCAAAAUUCGAUGCACCCUGGUCCGUGCCUGCUGUCUCUGGACAAUAGUGUGGCCAGUUUCCCUGAAAGCCUCCCACUGAUUCCUUCCAAUGUUUUUGAGACUUUGAGAAUGUUCCCCAGGGAUGCUGCUGGGGACCAUCGGGCCCCUAUGAGCAGUCUUGAGGUUAUAGCGCUGGACCACUCUUAUGCCUCUAAGAUCCUGGUCCCAGGUGCAAAGGCCAGAAGCUGGAGCACCCUUGACUGUGAUCUCCUGAGACUAAAGCCAGAGGCAGCAGCAUUUCUUGAGUCCUGGGAGGAGUUCCUCAUUCAAAGGAUAGUCUGUGAUCUUUGA